GCCUGACAGGCCCUUGUCACCCCUUGCGGGCAGAGGCCGUGCCCGGGCCGGGCGGGGCGGGCGGAGCCGUUGGGCGGGGCGGGGCGGGGCCGGCCAUGGAGGCGGCCGGGGGCCUGCACCAUACGUGCGGCCCGCACGUGUCAGCUUAUGCACCUUGCAUGUGUGUGUACCCACGCAGCAGGAUAGAGGUACUUGCAGACCCCAAACCAAUAUUUUGCCAAGCCAGCAGUCCCACGCUUGUAUGGGGAAACCAAGAGACAAUAUGGACCCUCUCACCUGGUGCUAUGACAGCUACACCAUCUGCAAGAACCUUGCAUCUGUGCCAGCCCAAGAAAGAUUUUACCAAGUAUGGGCGCAGUUGCAGACCAGUAAUUGGUGGGAAUCCCCUGCUACCGAAGUAUGGCUACCCAUCUGAACGGCUGCUGAGGUUGUCUGAACCCAAAAAAUUCCUCCCUGCUUACCUGGAACAAAGAUCCCGUGAGACCCCAGAGUGGCCUGUGUCCCUGGCUGCACAGAACUAUAAUGCCUCCAAGCGGAUACUGCAACUUGCCCAGCCAAAGGCACUGCACCCAGACUUCAUGCCGCCCAGAGAGGUGCCAAUACAGGUUUCCAGCUUAGCAAUCUCGGCCAGUGCAUCGGCGCGGGUCCAGAAACUGGCAGAGCCCGUGAUCAGGGAGUUGACCUGCUGCACUACGCACACCAAACCUGGUGUUGUCAUGUCUCCGGCUUCAUCUCGGAAGGUAAUUGCAAGCGCUCGGACCAUUGAGCUGUCGAAGCCCAAACAACUCCACCCUAAGUUCAUGCCCGCACGGGAUCCCGAGUGGCCUGUGACAAAGGCUGCCAGGCAGGCGGUGGCUACAGAAAGAAUUGUGGGGCUGGCCCAGCCUUCCUCGAGACCUCGUCAGGGCUUGACUGCACUCAACCCAGAUGCAUUCAAAGUGAAAGAGAGAGCUCUGAAGGCGGUUUGUUCUCCACGGCUCGCAGAACUAGCUCAACCAAUUAGGCGCUAAGCUCCUUCAGAAUUGCUCCUGCCAUCUGCCCGCAUCACCCCUUGGAACAUCACUCUCUCUGGGCUGUGCUGUGGCUGGGAAAUCUCUUCGAACACAGUGCAGAGGCAGCACUCAGCUGGAACACUUUCUGGGAGUUAAAAUAAAAUCAUCAUUCCUUAAGAAUAGUCAUCAGGGAAAAUGACAGAAUUCAACUUAAUGUGGGAAGACUCUCUCCCUAGGAUGGGUUAUGUUUGGAGUUUCUCUCUUGAUUGUUUUGCUGUAAUAGUUUAGAAGUAAUGAAACAACUGCAGGGGGAAGGCAGCACAGGAACUGUCCUUUCAUGCAGGGAAGUGUGGCAAACUAAACUCAAAAGCACGCAGUAAGUUGAUGCAACACAACUCCUGAAUUUGAGUUUAAAAU
Serinus canaria (Common canary) is the source of this 1409-nucleotide messenger RNA. It is a transcript of the gene SPMAP2L, whose product is annotated as theg spermatid protein like. NCBI's taxonomy places the organism in Eukaryota, Metazoa, Chordata, Aves, Passeriformes, Fringillidae. The transcript has 9 exons. The record is from RefSeq and is a predicted model, not a curated record. The coding region runs from base 96 to 1010 and encodes 304 amino acids.